This is a messenger RNA of Hirsutella rhossiliensis, 843 nucleotides long. RefSeq names its product ca2+ regulator and membrane fusion protein fig1 domain-containing protein. The record is from RefSeq and is a predicted model, not a curated record. Gene Ontology annotation, cellular component: mating projection tip; membrane. Lineage: Eukaryota; Fungi; Ascomycota; Sordariomycetes; Hypocreales; Ophiocordycipitaceae. The transcript has 4 exons. Gene Ontology annotation, biological process: conjugation with cellular fusion. Bases 1 to 843 code for a protein of 280 amino acids.
AUGGCCAUCGGGAGCGGCUCGUCGAGCUCACCUCGGACCAUGGCUCCGAUGCAGGCCGGCUGGUCCCGGUUCGUGCCGUUUCUGGGCUACCACCAUGUCCUCAUGAUAUUGAUUGUCGUCGCAAUCAUCCUGCUGUCACUCCUCCUCGCCGGAUGCUCGUCGUCGUCGCCCCUCAUCCCCGACAUCUUCCUCCUCUCGCUCUACUACCAGCACUACGAGGCCGUCCCCGACACGGCCCAGGUCGACUACAACGUCCACACGGCCAUCGAGAACAUUGCCGGCGGCGCCAGCAUGCAGGCCCGCGUCGGCUAUUUUGGCAUCUGCGUCAACCCGGACGGCGGCUCCUGGCUCUGCAGCAACAACGCCACGGCGCUCGCAAAGGAGGUCUCGGUCGACCAGGACCCCCUCAACCUCAUCUGGCUCGCCGCCCAGUUCAAGGACAUGAUUGUGUUCCCCUAUCUAAUAAUCAUCGCCAUCAUCUUCGCCUUCCUCUGCUUCCUCCUCCUCGCCACCUUCCCCGGCUGGCACGAAGAGGAAGACUCCGAGGGUUCCGAGCGCGAAGUCAAGCCCUUCCCCUCGCGGCCCGUCUCGCAAAUCGCCCUCGCCAUCAUCUUCAUCGCCUCCAUCUUUGUCCUCGUCUCGGUCCUGUGGCAGCACACGGCCUCGGUCGCCGCCUCCAUCAUCGCCCAAGACUUUGGCAACGGCGCCGUCCGCAGCGGCGUCGGGACCAGCGCAAUGGUCAUGGGCUGGUUCUCCUUCACCCUCCUCAUCAUCGUCACCAUCGGCCUGCUCGUCAUGAUAUUGAGUAUACGCGUCCUCGGCCAGAUGAUGCGAGAUUCGUGA